Peromyscus californicus insignis is the source of this 1947-nucleotide messenger RNA. It is a transcript of the gene Med20, whose product is annotated as mediator complex subunit 20. Bases 116 to 754 code for a protein of 212 amino acids. The record is from RefSeq and is a predicted model, not a curated record. Gene Ontology annotation, biological process: regulation of transcription by RNA polymerase II. Lineage: Eukaryota; Metazoa; Chordata; Mammalia; Rodentia; Cricetidae. Gene Ontology annotation, cellular component: mediator complex. The transcript has 4 exons. Gene Ontology annotation, molecular function: transcription coactivator activity.
GUAUUUCCGGAGCCCGUUCCACGCCUGCAUCCUGCUUUAGGUGGCUACACCUGCCGUGGGCCUCUGGAUUCUCUGAGUGGAGUGUUUGGAAGUGCCACCUUUUUGACCCUACGCCAUGGGAGUGACUUGUGUGUCCCAGAUGCCUGUGGCUGAGGGCAGGAGUGUCCAGCAGACAGUGGAGCUCCUCACCAGGAAAUUGGAGAUGCUUGGGGCAGAGAAACAAGGAACAUUUUGUGUGGACUGUGAGACUUACCACACAGCUGCCUCCACCCUCGGUGGCCAAGGCCAGGCCGGGAAGCUGAUGUACGUGAUGCACAACUCUGAGUACCCGCUGAGCUGCUUUGCCCUCUUUGAGAACGGCCCUUGUCUGGUUGCUGACACCAACUUCGAUGUGCUCAUGGUGAAGCUCAAGGGUUUCUUCCAGAGUGCCAAGGCCAGCAAGAUCGAGACCCGGGGCACUCGCUACCAGUACUGUGACUUCCUGGUGAAGGUGGGCACGGUCACAAUGGGGCCCAGUGCCCGUGGCAUCUCUGUGGAGGUGGAGUAUGGCCCUUGUGUGGUGGCUAGUGACUGCUGGAGCCUCCUGCUUGAGUUCCUACAGAGUUUUCUAGGUAGCCACACGCCAGGGGCCCCCACAGUAUUUGGGAACAGACAUGAUGCUGUGUAUGGGCCAGCAGAUACCAUGAUACAGUACAUGGAACUCUUCAACAAGAUUCGAAAACAGCAGCAAGUGCCCGUGGCUGGCAUCCGUUAGUGACUGGCAGCUGCCCACCUGCUGAGCUGUCACCAGGGUACUGCCCAGGAGGAGCAGGUGCUGCACUCGGGGUCCUGGGGCUCUGGACCCCCCUCCUGACCUAUUUCAGCUGUUUGUUACUUCACGCCUUAACUGGAUUUGGCUUGUCCUCAAGGAUGGUAAUUGUGAAGAAUGGAGAAGCUUGGGCCUUUCCUGCUGUAGGGUAUCGGCAGGACAGGGUGGUCCCUGCCAGCUCUGAAGGUGAAGACUGUCUGUGACCCCAGCUCCCGAGGAUUUGGUAUAGGCCACAGUGGCCACACUCUGCUGUACUGUGGCUGUACUGGGUGGAAGCCCCUGCUUGAGGACGUGGCUGGCCUCUCCUGGAGAUGGUUGGGUGGCGUGACUGGAUUGCUCUCGCUUUCUGGCUAUUGGCCGUAGUGAUGGCGAACAGAACUGAGUCUGCUCGAGUGUUGCUUUCAUCCUUUGAACUCUGAUGGCCUCCCUUUCUGUUUUGAAGUGUGUGAACCCAUAGGCUAGGCUGCUACAGCAACACCAAAGCGUGGGCUCUUCCUGCACAUUUUAUCUUUUCUUACCCAAUAGUUCAGAGGCAGUCAGUUCCCCAGGGCGAAUUAACUGUAGGGUUAGCACAAACUAGGCUUCUUACAUCUUAUUGGUGGGUCACCCCAGUAAUGUUUUCCUUACCACAGGAUCUGCGCGCACUCAUUAGCUCCAUAUUCACAGUCCACUGGGAAGAGAGAGAGAAGGGAGGUUCCUGCCAGAGUUGCUCACAUCACUUUGUCUAGGAUCUCCUGCUGUGCUUCACACGUUGUCUUCUUGUCAAACGUGAGCCUUGAAGUUACUCAUUGAUACCACUGCUUACCUACCUCACCCCUGCCACAGAAACAGUUAACCAGGCUAACAUUUGAGAUGCACAUAGAUAGGCUUGGGAAAAUGGUUAGUAUACAGAGUGUAGGUGUCACUGAGGAGUCUGUCCUCAAGUCCGCUAAGCAGACGUCCCAGCGCAUGUCUUACAUACUGCAGCUGCCAGGCGCUGCUCACACUUACCCUAGCUCUGGCUGUAGGGUCUGUUAUCCACGUUGCUCACUGUUCCUUUCCCUCGCUUUUGUUGUUAGUUAAUGUUUGUUCGUUUUGUUUCUGCACUUUAAAAAUUGAGGUAUGUUUUAGGUAUCACAAUAAAAUCUACAAAUACUACA